AUGGCCACAGAGUCGAUGAGGAGCUUCCGAGAGAGUAGAAGUGUAUGCACUAGCAAGCAAGAAGAGGAAGCGACGAAGCUCAUGGAGAGCACAGACGAAAUUAAGAAGAGGUUGGCAGCCAAAGAAGUUGAGGUGCGGGAGGCCAAGAGCACCCUCGACACCAAGGUCACGAUGAUUGGCAACAUCAUGCAUGAGUCCGUGACGACGAGGUGA
This is a messenger RNA of Miscanthus lutarioriparius, 213 nucleotides long. Lineage: Eukaryota; Viridiplantae; Streptophyta; Magnoliopsida; Poales; Poaceae. The record is from the annotation of a GenBank genome assembly.